AUGGAUAUCGUUUGGUCAAUGGUACAACUCAAUAAUGAUUACAACUCAUUAACUUUAAAUAGUCGAAAUGAAAACAAACGUCUAUCUUAUUUACCAUGUUUUCCUCUUCGAUUGAACGAAAAACCCUCGAAUUCAUCAUCACUUCUUCUCGCCAAUGUACCACGCUGUUGUCUUAGUUUACGUCAACUGUUGCAACGUGAUUCUGAACAAUUCUAUUUUCCAGUAUUUCAUCAACCGAUAAUGUAUCAUCAUCCACAUUAUGAAUACCAAUCGUUUAUGUAUUAUAUGUUUUAUAAACAUUUUUCAAAUUUAAAACAACGCUUAAAAGUCAAUGUAUCUAUUAUCGAUUAUAAUCUUUCUCGUCUUCAUUCAUUUAUAACAAAUGAAUAUUCAAAAAUAAUUCAACAGAACAACAAAUCUAACACUCUAUCACUUGACUAUGAUGAAAUGGCUUUAGCUUUAGAAUAUUAUUUACAAAUGGAUGUGGAUCUUUUCUAUAUGAAAACAUGUUCAUUUGGCGAUGCACAAUCAUACGCAUCGGAUGUAGGUCUUUUUCAUAAUGAACAUAAUUUUGAAAUACGUUAUAGCCUACAACCAUGUCAACAAAUCAAUUGUUGUCUUUGUCAAACAUCAUCAUCAUCAUCAUCAUCACCAUCAACGAUUCGAUUUAAAUCCUUUGAGAUACAUCGUUUUUCCAAUGGUUAUGAGUCCAUAUUAAAUUGUCCAGCCACAUGUCAAACAAAAAAUAUUAUUUACUUAUUUACUUGUCCAUGUGGAAAAUGUGAAUUUAUUGGAUCAACAAAAGAAAGUUUAAUGGAUGUCAUUUUCUAUUAUCGAAAACAAUUAAAUCAAUUUAUACAUACACAUUUAACUGGUUUAAAUUCAUCUCUUGAUUCAUUUUCAACACCAUUUUUAUUUUGCACAAUAUCAGAUUCACUUUUAUAUGAACAUAUUACACAAUGUCCAACAAUUUUGGAACGAUUUCUUCAAGUUAACCCACAAUAUUAUUGUUUUAUUCCAAUGUUGUUAGAACAUGUAAUACAGAAUAACUUUUUAAUAAAUAUCAAUGAUUUUACCACGAAUUCUUUCUCUUCUUCUUCGACAUCAUGUACUAUCAACUUGUCAACAAGUGAAUCCGUUGAAAAUGAACAACCAAUUCAUUUAAUUAAUGACGAAAUUAAUCAAUAUAUAACAAAACUACCGAAACUAUCGAAGAAUACCGUAUUUACAUCAAAUCAACGUAAACUACAACGUAACUUUUUCCAUCAAUGUAUAUCUAAACAAGAAGUCAUUGUAAAAUCAUCUGAUCUCUAUAAUAUAACACUUCUUUGUGUUUUACCUGAAUAUGCUUCUUGUCGUUUGCGUACAGUUAUUCAAGCCCUAUAUAUUUUACAUGUCGAACCAAGAUUAAAUCAAUAG
Rotaria sp. Silwood2 is the source of this 1419-nucleotide messenger RNA. Lineage: Eukaryota; Metazoa; Rotifera; Eurotatoria; Philodinida; Philodinidae. The record is from the annotation of a GenBank genome assembly.